Carcharodon carcharias (great white shark) is the source of this 7744-nucleotide messenger RNA. It is a transcript of the gene dnajc5ga, whose product is annotated as DnaJ (Hsp40) homolog, subfamily C, member 5 gamma a. Bases 106 to 666 code for a protein of 186 amino acids. The transcript is spliced from 6 exons. The record is from RefSeq and is a predicted model, not a curated record. Lineage: Eukaryota; Metazoa; Chordata; Chondrichthyes; Lamniformes; Lamnidae.
GUCACUUCCGGCCCGUGCGCGGGGCGGUCGAUCCUGUUGCUGGGAUCGCGCGGAGCGGGAGUUGGAGCCGCUUCACUGCUGCCGUCGCCACAGCUGCCUGCCAACAUGGCUACACCACGGCUUCAACGUACAAUGUCCCGAACUGGUGAAAGUUUAUACAAGGCACUAGGAUUGGAGAAAGGAGCUACGCCAGAGGAAAUCAAAAAAGCAUACAGAAAACUUGCUCUCAAGUAUCACCCAGACAAAAAUCCAGAUAAUCCUGAUGCAUCAGAAAAGUUUAAGGAAAUAAACAAUGCAAAUGCUAUUCUGAAUGAUGAUAAUAAGAAACGCAUCUAUGAUGAGUAUGGCUCAAUGGGACUGUACGUGGCUGAGCAGUUUGGAGAAGAAAGCGUCAAAUACUACUUUUUGAUGAACAAAUGUUGGUUUAAGGCUCUUGUUGUAUGCUGUGGCAUUAUCACUGGAUGCUGCUUUUGCUGUUGUUGUUGCUUCUGUUGUGGAAAAUGCAAACCAUCAGGAGAAAUGGAAGAUUAUGAUGUUAUCAAUCCUGAUGAUUUAGAGGCACAGAUUAGAGCAGAACAAGGUGGUGAUGGUGGGGCAGCAGUUGUUAUCGCCCAACCAGCACCUAGUUCAGCCCUUGAAAACGCUGAUGAAAAACAGCAGGUGUAAAUACUCGUGUAAAUAUCCCAAUCAUCAUUCAGCCACCGUCAGAAUCCGCGGAAUCUGAAUCAACCUAGCUGUCUUCUGACCAAAAAUCUGGCUGCAGAAGCGACACAUAAAAAAAGAGGAUCCGAAAAUUCAUUUUAACAAGGCAUAUUUGAGCAGGGUUCUGAAAAUUUAUUUUGACUGAACAUAUAUGUAAUUUAUAGUUUGCCAUUUUUUUCUGAAUGAUCUUUAGAGUCAACCAACACACUUGUAAAUUUGUUUUGUAAUGUAUUGUACAGUCUACACUUGUGUUAUGUCCAACCACAGAGCAACUGAAACAUUCUUAUGAGAUAUAAUCUAUUUUAAACAAAAUGGUUACUUGGCUGCUUUUUUUUUUAUUAGUCCUACAGGCUUUUUUUAAAAACAAGUAUAGCUAUGUACUAGGUCUGUAUUGGACUGAAAACUUUAUAACUUCAUACUUCAUUCCAUUGAACCAGAUAUCUGAGUUGGUUUGCGAAUAAAAAUGGUAAGUAAUUUCAAGUUGCACUGAUUUUAGGCUUUCAAAUUACUACGUUAGCUAUUAGUAAAACACUGCUAAUUCAAGAAAAAUGUAUAUACUGUACACGUCUUUGGCCCAGAGUACACUUUUACUAUGUUUACCACAAAAGCCAGUCCUUUUCUGAAGCAUGUGGAGAAUGGUUGCCAAAUCAAAUUUGGUUUGGGAAUUAUAGAUGUCUUGAAUAUUUCAGUUCUGAUGGCUUAGAAAGUAGUUUCUUCAUUGUAUGGAGGCAUUUAAAUGUGUAAGUGCAUAAUAGAUUUGCCAUGUGCACCACAACUUAGUUGACCAGGUGGAUGUUUUUUAUUUGAAUGACGCAACCUAUUAGUUUUAGGGUAUACUGGAAUUAUUGUUUCAUUAGGGGAGAAACUUUUGCACGUUCACCAAAAGUUAGCUCCAUAAAGCUUUUGUUUUCUUAAAAAUGGCUAUUUGACCUAAUAAGAAUGUACUCUGUACAGCACUGCACUUUUGAUUAGUGAUUGAAGUUUUGUGCCAAAUAGGUUAUUUACUUAUUGACUCAGUGGAUUUAGUUAUCAGGAACAUAUGUGGGAAGAUGUAAUCCACAGUCUCUGGAUAUAGUGCUAUGAGCUAAUUACUGUUGUAAGAUUUACUUGACUGCUUUAAAAAAACUAUCUGUAAUCUGGCCAAAAAUUUAAAUCUCUUAAUCAUAGAUGGAUAUUUGGAUCUGCAAUGCAUUUAGCUGUGAAUCCAGUGCUGCUAACUUCUAUCAGAAUUUUGAUUUAUUGGAAGUUUUGAAUAACACAUUAGUUUUUAAAGAAAUUUUUAAGGUGGGAAAAUGUAGAUCCAGUUUUAAUUUCCUGACUGAAUUUAUCAACCUUUGGCAGCCAUCCAUCUUGUGAGAUGAUGGUUUGUUCCUUGAUGGUCAACUCUUGUGUUCAGUGAAACUCUCCAAGGUGCAAAUUUUAUAGAGACCCUGGACUGCUCAAAAGUCAGGGUCUCCCUGUCGGCCUCUCCAGUUGGAUCCAAAGAAAUACAGAACACGACGUUUGGCACGGCCUUGGUUGCAGGAGUUGCCUAAAAGAUGACAGAGAGUUAGGCCUCAGUCUGUCUUUGGAUUGCACUCCAGAUUAUCUGUCAGGGUUUAUUCCCUUAGCCUUCAUGUCUCCCAACGUAGCCACAGGGCAGUGGAACUAUUUUCCCAGAGCUGGGAGUUUAGCUCAUGAGUACCAGGACUUGCCCAUACACGGUGGGCCUGCAUACUUGGGGGACAAACUUCCUCCAAGUUCCUUUGAGGCCUCGAGGGACCCAGUGUCCGCAUGCUUCAUGAGGCACAGUAGAGGACUUGCCAGUGGAGAGGCUGUGUAUUGACAGGCAGAGGCUUGGGCUUUUGGCUCUCCUUUAUGCAUUGCUGCUAGCCAGCAGUAUAGGUUUGAAGUGAGAAGCAAACUAACAAACAAAAAGUGAAAAGCACGCUAACUUUUUUCACCUACACACUAGACACACCACAUCAACCUGUUGGACACAGAGUGGCAUUGCAGGCAUUUGCAGUUCUAUGAUAAAUUCUGAGUAAAGGUUGAUGGCUAUUAAUUACUAACCUGUACCUAAUGGUGUCUGAUAAAUCCCCCAUAGCUUAACUUUACAAAUACAAAACUAAUUCAAUCUUCAGAGUAUUUUCCCUUAUUAAAAAGCCAAUCUCAAAGAUUCUGUUUAUUUUUUUAGGUGUCCAAGGGUAUCUUAUAUCCUUCAGCAAAUGGGUGAAAGUGAAUUUCUGUAAUAUGCUAUGGCAGCAACUAAGUGAGAAAAUUUUAAUUUAAUGAGCCACUGACUCAAAGAUUAUUUUUUUGAGCUGGUAGUCAUGCAUACUUGCUGAUGACUUUUACUGCAUGGGCAGAUUUUACAAAUGUCAUUUAUGUGACUAUUGCAACUGCAGAUCUUUCAGAAGUUUUGGACUUUUCUACAGUGAUCACUAAAAUUAAUAAAGCAAUGGAAUUUAAAUAAAAAGAACAACUAAACUUAAAUCUACAGCUUCAUUCUUAAUUAAUCAACAUUGAAAAUUAACACUGCUCUUUUAAAAGGAAUCGGCUGCUUUGGUGCACCUGUAAUAGAUUAUUGAGGUUGUUUUAUAAUUUCCAAUCAAAAGCAAUCAAAUCUUUAUUACUUGCAGACUGUGGGUGAACAAAAUUACUGUAAUAAGAUUGAAGUUGAAUCCUGUCAAACAGGUUUUUGUGCUGCCACUAAAUAUAAUGAUUGUAAAUGCCAACUAAAAUGCUUUUCCAGGAAUCAUGAAAUGUAUAUUUAAUUGAUGCACAUAACAUAAUUGAUAAAUGACAAUUAGCCACUCUUUUUAUUGAUCUAAUUGUAAAUACUGGAACCUGUAUGCUACAUUUAUUAUACUGAACUUUUAAAAUGUUCAUUUAACUGUAUAAAUUUUAUUACUGUGCGCAAAGUUUCCAUACUUGUGCAUUUUCUAAAGUACAUGUUUACAGCUAACAAACCUCAGUAAUGGAAUUUAUCCUGUAGUAAACUUUUUGAGACAGAGAAUAAGUCUGGUAGAAAGGGUCUUCAAAGCUGCAGUAUAUUAUAGCAAAAUAUUUUUAGAACUCAUUUGAAAUAUCUUUUGGUCACUGAAUCCAGGUUUUGGAUAACAAUAUACAACUGUAAACAUUAGAUGAAUGCAGCUCAAGUAAAAUCUUUAUAUACUUUACAUUUUCCAAUUUCUGAUCCAUUCCAGAAAAUGGGUUGUAUUCCAACAGAGACAUGCAAGACAUUUUUGGUCUAACAAUCCUCUGAACAUGUGAAAUGGCCUCUCUAAUUACAGAUGUGGAGAAAACUUGUUAAUAUGGUCUAACCAAAAGCAGUAAGGCUGCACAAGUUGCUUUGGGGACUAAUACCUGAGAGUUACAUAAAUGUAUAAUACUGUAUGAAAACAGAAUAGCCAUUUUUAACUUUUGUCAUCUUACAAAUUUAUGCAAAUCACUUACAAAAUGUGUAUCUUUCACAUGAUUGUCAUUACUGUGGAUGAACAAUGUAUAUGGCACCUUUUUGGCCAGUAUUGCUUAUUUUUCUAUCAUGUUCUGCAGCUUUAGAGCUGUCAUUUUUUAACAAAGCAGUUUGAAUUUCUAACACCUAUGCUGAUGAUCCAUGUUUCUGUGAACAAAGGGUUAAUGUUGAUACCCACUUAGCAUAAUUUGUAUGUCACACAGUGAUUACAGAAGCAGCUUUCUCAGUAAUUACAGAUUAAUAUUUGUCCAAUUGCAGUGUAUUAAAACAGGAAUCAGUUGUUCUUUGCUGAGGCACAUGUUUUAUGUCACUUCUCCCCAUCGUGGGUAAAGUUUUCUGCUUUAACUUUUCAGAGUUACUGCUGUUUCAUGUUUGGGAUACAAAGUUAAUUUGGUAAUGAGGUUCUGGUUUACAAAUCGUACUUAUCAUUUAAAAGUAGAUAGCUUUGUUGAAGAUCUCAAGGUGUGAAAAUUCUUGUGGCGCAGUUCUGUAGCCUAGAUUCUGUUGAAUAUUUUGACCUGAGUGGAUUUUUUUAACAGUUGCAUAGUCCUACUUUAUUUUUAAGUGUUGCUCAUAGCAGAUGUUGCACACUCACCUGGAUUGUUUCCGACUGAAAUGUAUUUUUAAUACAAAUAACUGAUAUAAGAAAGUGAUGCGCCUUUUCAUUAAAAUAGUUUUUUUCUCCCCUCCUUUAAAUACCCUUUGCAGUUAACAUUUCUGUUGUAACACUGUUGUGGACUAUAGGGGGCAUAACAUACCCUUGAGUGUUGUAUUUCCUAGGAAUUCCCUCUUUGAAAUAUAAUUGAGGUUAAAGUUGUUGAGCAACUAUAUUUUUUUAAUGCAAUUUGUUUAGGCCAAACUAAAUCUGUACAAACCAAAACUUUGAUCAGUAUAUCUUUAUAAAGAAUUAAAAAGCAGUGUGUUUGGGAUGAAGAGCAAAAAAGGUGAUUAAAACAUUGAUUAAUUUUAUCCCUUUAAACAUCCAUAAUGUAAAGAAUGUCUUUCCUGAAUAUGCAUUAAUCGUCUAAUAAUCUGAAUACAUGGAUUCUGCAUCCACAUUUGUUUGAAAGUUUUCUGAAGGAAAAAUGUACAACAAAGAUCUGUCUGAUAGUGGAAUUUGGAAACCAGUGUUUUGACAUACAGCUCCUGUAUGCUUCUGACAGUUACGCAUUUAUUAAUCCAUCCACUACAAAUCUAAAUUGCACUUUUCUUGGAAGUUACACAUGUGCAACCAAAUCUUAUUUUAAAAGCUAAAGAUUUUUUUUUUUAAUGAUUUUACCCACACAGUAUAAGCUGAAUUCUAAGGCUUUAACUGGUGAAAUGUAUGUCCCUAAUAAUAAAAAAAAUUCUGUUUUUGGGGAACAUCUUUUUUUAUUCCAGUUGUGCUCACCUUCAGAAAUGAUUAUUUAUUCAGCCAGAUGAAUAACUUGGUGGGGCGGGGGGAGGAAGUUAGGUUAUAAAUUGAGGAUCUGCAGUGGUUGCAAGGGUGGUUAAGGGUCCCCUUUUUAAGAAAAAAACUGUUUACUUAUUGCAAAUGUCCACAUCAUUCAUGGUAAAUGAUGGCCAAGUCACACAGGUUAUCUACAGCAGUAAAUGUUAAGUGCUUCCUCUUAUGCUGUCUGUGCCAUUUGAUCAAAAUUUGAACAGCAGUCAUAUAUUUUCAUAAUAUAUCUGGUUAAUGGAUCAGGGACUACUUAGUACUAAAACAUGCUGUAACAUUGUGCUAUGUAGGGGUGCAGUUAUACUGCAAAACAUACACUGCAACUGUUGAUCACUGAAUAUAAACAUAACUGCCAAAUAAAUUGCAGGGCAUUAUAACUCCCGAGCUGGAUCCAGUGCCCACCCCAGGUGGCAGUAGUGUUAGAUCACAUGAAAAGAGUUUCCCACUGCUUGGGCUUAAUGCCAAAUAAAUCAUAACUCCAGUGGAGUUUUAAGCAGUACUCAGGGGUCCCGCUAGCUCAACAUUUAGAAUUUGACAUCUGGAAUCUAACUCUGUGCAUGAAGGAGUAUGGAGGCACAGAGCUCCCUCUUCAUUGUGAAAAAUGGAAUUUGAAGCCAGGCUGCCUGGCCAGAACUAUUCUGUAGCUAGAAUGAGUCAAGAUCAAAAACUAAGUUCUCUACUUAUAUUAAACAUGGCCAAAAAUCUCCAAUUAUGAAUGCAUAACCUACUGCCUUUGGGGUUAAAUGUGAGCUUAUGUGCAAUAGUACGCUCAGUGAAUUUUGAGUUAAUAUUUUUGUAACUUGACCAGCCUUCAUGUUUGUACUCAAGGUGAUGAGAAACACCUGAAAUGUGAAAAUAACUCAUCUGGUGGAAUCACUGUCUGAUAAUCUCAAUUCUAGACAUUAUAUCUGGAAUAAACAUGUAAACAUUACUAGAAUUAUUUAGUAAAUCGCUGGCAAUAGUAAGUGAUCUUGUUCCCUUUUAAAGCAUUCAGGAUUAUUUGUUUAGGUACAGAAACUUUAGGCAUAGCAUUUCCGGAAUUGCACUAAAUACUGGAACUGUUUGCUCUGAAUAAUAUCCCCGUAAUGUCUUGUGCUGAUUGGCCAUACUCCAUGAAUUACUGGAAUUGUUUUUUUCAAAGCAUUUAAAUAUAUUACUUGUAUAUGCAGUUUUGAAACUUUAUGGCAAAAUUUUGUAUAAACAAAUUUAGUUGUUGCUUUGAAUUCAAAUGUAAUGCUAUGCAAUUUUAGUCUGAUGUAAGUAGAGAAGAGCAUGUGCCAUGUUACUCUGAUAUUUGUGUUUUUCUAUCUUAAUCAUAUCGUAUGUUGUCUGCUUAGAAUGUUACCCAAUAAUAGGACUUUUGGGAUGUAUUUUUGGGAAGUCAAGCUCUUCAUAAAAUGAGACAGCUUCCUUUUAGUAAACCAUUUUUUAAAAAGUAUUUCUGGCAGAUUUUCUUACAGUUCUGUAGCCUACUAAAAUUAAGAUCUGUUGGGAGCUGGUUUAACUGUUGCAACUAGGAAUGUGCAGUUAAAUCAACCUAUAGGCCAAGAGCCAGGGAAGCUGUUUUGAAAGAAUGCUGGUUGUGAAAGAAAGUUAACAACUAAAUUUAAACUAGUGGCAGUGCUUCUUUGUUAAUGAUGUUGAUUAUGUCCAACAUAACACUUCUAAAGCAUGGCAAACUAUUCUAGUAACAAUGUAAAUUCUUUAUGAAAGGCGAGGUUAUGAUUUCUGUAGGUUGUUUUCAAAAUCAUGCAUGUUAUUAAAAAGAAAAACUUCAAAUUUAAACUUAAACAUAUCACUGAUUGAAUGUAGUUGAAUAAUGAUACUGUCUCAUUGUCCACAUUUCUAUCUCCAGAAAAGGUUCGAAGGGAGAUUUAUUUUGCUCCCAUCUCUUGUUGUAAGACUGCUGUAAUGAGAAACAUCACAGUCAUGAAAAUUCUGAACUGUGUUUAAUGGUUAAAGGGCUUGGGGUAUUUUUCAGUUGCAUACUUCACUAUAUAAAGGGAUAGUGAACAUUCAUUUAUAGGGAACUGAGUAAUGUUGCAAUUUUAAUCUAGACUGGGCUGUGUCUGGAUUUAAUGUGAUCAGAAUAUAUUUUGUACAAUUUUCUCAUGAAAGACUUGACAAUAAAUGUGGAUUCCUAA